Polyodon spathula (Mississippi paddlefish) is the source of this 2453-nucleotide messenger RNA. RefSeq names its product putative sodium-coupled neutral amino acid transporter 11. Gene Ontology annotation, molecular function: amino acid transmembrane transporter activity. Bases 90 to 1472 code for a protein of 460 amino acids. The transcript has 12 exons. The record is from RefSeq and is a predicted model, not a curated record. NCBI's taxonomy places the organism in Eukaryota, Metazoa, Chordata, Actinopteri, Acipenseriformes, Polyodontidae. Gene Ontology annotation, biological process: amino acid transmembrane transport.
GAUGCUGGGCAAGUAAACACAUCUGCUCUGACUGGAAGUUUGAUUGUACUGGCAGUAUAUUCUUCGACAGUUGAUCCCUAACUUUAAAAAUGGAUGAGAAAACGGAAUAUGCGGAUAGCAGCUGUCAACAAGUUGAAACAGGUGACAGAACAGAAUUGAUUCCAGAAAAACAACUCUGUGGAGGUGGAACAAGUACAUUAUCUUCAGCUAGUUGUAAUGUCAUCAAUUCAAUAACUGGAUCUGGAAUAAUAGGACUACCUUACUCUAUGAAGCAGGCUGGCUUCCCUUUAGGAAUGAUUCUCCUUCUAGUGGUUGCAUACAUCACUGAUUACUCAAUUAUUCUGCUCAUAAAAGCAGGGAAUUUGUCAGGAACCACUACAUACCAAGCUCUAGUUAACAGAGCUUUUGGCUUGAUAGGGUAUCUUAUACUGUCCACUCUGCAGUUUUUGUACCCCUUUAUUGCCAUGGUGAGCUACAACAUUAUCAUUGGAGAUACCUUAACUAAGGUCUUUCAGAGAAUAGCUGGAGUUGGUCCUGACAACAUACUUGCGCAACGUCAUUUUGUCAUUUUAGUAACAACAAUUCUGUUUACUCUUCCUUUGUCCCUUUUUCGUGACAUAUCCAAGCUGGGAAAGGUUUCUUUUCUGUCUCUCAUGCUAACAGUUGUGAUUCUUUUGACUGUGAUUAUAAGAGCAGCUACACUUGGACCACAAAUCCCCAGAACAGAUGAAGCAUGGACAUUUGCCCAGCCAAAUGCAAUUCAGGCAAUUGGAGUUAUGUCCUUUGCGUUUGUUUGCCAUCACAACAGCUUUCUGAUCUAUGGCUCGCUAGAAAAGCCCACAAUAAGUAACUGGUCCUGUGUUACUCAUGUGUCAGUCUUACUUGCUGCAUUUGUCAGUUUACUCUUUGCUGGAUGUGGAUAUUCUACUUUUACUGGUUUCACACAAGGUGACAUAUUUGAAAAUUAUUGCAAAAAUGAUGAUCUGGCAACAUUUGGAAGGCUCUGCUAUGGAAUCAGCAUAAUUCUGACUUUUCCUAUUGAAUGUUUUGUAACAAGAGAGGUGGUAUCCAAUUUGUUUUCUAACGGGGCCCUUACAACUGUAUUUCACAUCGCUGUGACAGUGGCUGUUAUAGCAGUGUCUACAGUCGUAUCAUUGAUCUAUGACUGUCUAGGCAUUGUUUUAGAGUUAAAUGGUGUUGUGAGUGCUACCCCGCUUGUUUUUAUCAUCCCGAUAGCUUGCUAUCUAAAGCUCUCUGAUGAGCGAUGGUACCAUGGAGAUAACCUUAUUUCAUGUUUGAUUCUCAUUGCUGGUGUAUCUGUGAUGACAGUUGGUUUUGUCAUGGCUGUCUUGAACCCCCAAGAAUGUUCACAUGGAAAAGAAAUGUUUUAUUGCAUGUCCUCAAACUCCUCUUUUAAUAACAUCACAUUUCCCACUAACGUAACACUUGCCCUUAAUGCUAGCCUUUUUUAAAAAUGAUGUUGCCCUUCUAAGCUGAAUACAACUAGGUAUUGAAUGCAUAUUUUAAAAGGUCACUACUCGCAACACAUUUAAUGAAAAGUGAUCUGCUUUAAUGUUUUUUUUUGUUCUAGGAUAGAGGAUGUUGUGCCGUUACUUUAUGGCCACCUGCACUUAAGCAAACACAACCUUAAAAUGCCACACUCCUUUUAGUUCAGCAUGCUGAUUCAGUCAGUGCUUAUUUAUUAAGCAUAAGUGUUUGAAUAGUAAUUGUAUAAUGCCUUAAAGUUCAUGUCACUUUUAGGAUGCACUUCAGUUGCAGUAUUUAUUUUCAAAUUUAGCAAUUUGAACCUUUAUAAAGUUGCCAGGAAUCAAAUGUUUUGACUAUAGACAUCUUUUAAACAAUUUGCCUCUUUAGUUUCAAGUAAUCAAUCUUGUUCUUGAAGGAAAAUGGAUGUGGUAACGGGGUCUUUAGGGGACUAGGGAAUGGUAAUAUACCUAGGUAUCAUUAAGCUUCAUGUUAGAAAUCCCUUGGUUUCACUGAUGUACUGUUUGUAUUAUUAAUUGGAGGUCUGUGAAAGGUUUGUUCAUCACUGCUCAUAUUAAUAAGUAGUAAAAGUCAAGCUGAAUGUAUGCAAUAAGGCAGGUAAUUGUUCUUUGAGCAUUGUGUGCUUGCCUUUUUCCUGACUUUUGGUUAUAUAAUGUGUGACAGACCAGUAAAUAUGCAUAUGUAUCCACUGGUAAAGGUACAAUUUUGGUAGUUUUAGCAAUGUAAUACCAUUGUUUUAUUGUAUCUUUUAAGGUUGUUUCUUUUUUUUUCUCCCAAUUAAACAAUAAACUGCAAUGGUUAUUUUAUGUAUUACCUUAAGAACUACAAGAUGCAAGUCCAGGUAUUUUGUAGACAUAAUCCUGCAUAAAUUAUGUAAUGUGUGUUGAUACGUGUUAGUCACAAUGAUGUAGUAUUUUGCUGAUUUGACAGUCUUGAGUCUUCCUAAA